Messenger RNA from Kogia breviceps (pygmy sperm whale), 144 nucleotides. RefSeq names its product thymosin beta-4-like. Gene Ontology annotation, molecular function: actin monomer binding. Gene Ontology annotation, cellular component: cytoplasm. Lineage: Eukaryota; Metazoa; Chordata; Mammalia; Artiodactyla; Physeteridae. Gene Ontology annotation, biological process: regulation of cell migration; actin filament organization. The record is from RefSeq and is a predicted model, not a curated record.
AUGGCUGACAAACCCGAUAAGGCCAAGGUUGAGAAAUUCGCUAAGUCGAAACUGAAGAAAACAGAAACGAAAGAGAAAAAUCCACCGCCUUCAAAAGAAACGACUGAACAGGAGAAGCAAGCAGGCGAGCCCUAAUGAGGGGUG